AAAUAUAGGUUUUAUAUUACAAAUUUGGGCCCCAAUACAGAGAGUAACCCAGAGAGUUACACCAGUAAUCAUGCUCUAAUGGAGAGAUAGAGAACAAUACUGAGAGAAAAAAACCAACCAAUCGAGGAACUCAUAGAGAUCACGAAACCCUAGUAGUGGCGAACGAGAGCUAGAUAUAUAGAUAGAGAGAGAUCGGUUGAUCGAACACGUACGUACGUACGAACGGCGGAGAUGAUGUUAUCAUCAUGUGGUGGGAAGAAACCAGUACUGUCCAAGAAAACGACGCCGUGUUGCACGAAGAUGGGGAUGAAGAGGGGACCAUGGACGGUGGAGGAGGAUGAGAUUCUUGUGAGCUUCAUCAAGAAAGAAGGUGAAGGACGCUGGCGAUCGCUUCCCAAGAAAGCUGGUUUACUUCGAUGUGGAAAGAGCUGCCGUCUACGGUGGAUGAACUAUCUCCGACCGUCUGUUAAACGCGGCGGUAUUACCUCCGACGAGGAAGAUCUCAUCCUCCGUCUUCAUCGCCUCCUCGGCAACCGGUGGUCAUUGAUCGCGGGAAGGAUACCGGGAAGGACUGAUAAUGAAAUCAAGAACUAUUGGAACACUCAUCUUCGUAAGAAACUUUUAAGGCAGGGCAUUGAUCCUCAAACCCACAAGCCUCUUGAUGUAAACAAUAUCCAUAAACCAGAAGAAGAAGAAGUUUCCGCUGGACUAAACCCCCUAGAGCCUAAUUCUAGUUCUCAUACGAAUACCACCGUCAAUAGCGGAAUCGGAACUAGCAACAAGAACAGUAUUAAUGUCUUUGGUGGUGAGGGAAACUACGAAGACUUUGGUUUCUGCUACGACGACAAGUUCUCAUCGUUUCUUAAUUCGCUUAUCAACGAUGAUGAUGAUCCUUUUGGUAACAUGAUCCCAAUAUCUCAACCGUUGCAGAUGGAUGAUUGUACGGAGGAGAUUGUUGGAGCGUCGUCGAGCUUAGGAAAUGACCAGAUCGACAAGAAGAUAUAUAGUUGAUCGACGACCCUUGAUGUCUUUUAUAUCUACCAUGCUUCGAGAAGUGGUUAUAUAUGCGAUCUAAAAGGUUGGUGGGUAUGUGUGCUACGUUGUUUUGCGGUGCGUUGUGUGAUUAUAAAACCACAUUUGUGAGUGUAAUUGAUUACACAAACCUCUUUCUCUAUAUAUAUUCUGUCAUCUGUCGAUUUAAGAUCAUGUAUCUAUCAUGGAUAAUGCGAAUAAACAAGUUAGAU
Molecule: messenger RNA, 1244 nt
Organism: Camelina sativa (false flax)
Lineage: Eukaryota; Viridiplantae; Streptophyta; Magnoliopsida; Brassicales; Brassicaceae
Product: transcription repressor MYB5-like
Source: RefSeq, a predicted model, not a curated record